Messenger RNA from Tricharina praecox, 886 nucleotides. RefSeq lists its product as uncharacterized. The annotation marks the transcript as partial. The record is from RefSeq and is a predicted model, not a curated record. Lineage: Eukaryota; Fungi; Ascomycota; Pezizomycetes; Pezizales; Pyronemataceae. The transcript has a single exon.
UCUUGCUGUGGUUGUGGGCUUGUGGGCUUGUGGCAAGAGCGAACAAGGUUUUCCUCUCUCCCUCUCCCCCUCCCUCUCUCUCUCUCGGAAUACCGUAUGAUAGGUCUGCUAUUACGGAACGUGUCAUUUUUUUUGUGGUUUUGUUUUUUGUCGUUUUUGUUGUUUUUGUUUUUCGGUUCAUGUUUCAGGGAAGCUUCCUAUUCGUCCUGGACUCUGGAGUCCGUGUCCGUGUCGCUGCUGCUGCUGCUGCAACUUUAUUUUCACUGUGACGAGUCUGGCUUGAGUCUGGCUCGAGUUCAGUCGAGGCCUACGGGCUACGGGCUACGGGCUACUGGCUAUUGGCUACUGGUUACUGUUUUGCUGUCAGUGGUGAUGGUGGGGUCGGUGGUGGCAGUGGUGUCAGUGGUUGUGUCUCGGAAACUGGACGGUGGAUAUGGAUAUGGAUGGGUAUUGUCGACGUGGUUGGUUGGUGGUGUGAGUGAUUGGCAUGAGCGAGCUCUCCCUUCCACCUUCUCGCUGGAUGAUGGAUGGUGGAUCGUGAGCAAAGCUAGAGAUUCGAGCGCCAUGGAUCACCGUGGAUCACCGGUGAUCACUUGUGACAACUUCUACAUAAUGUGGUACACCGGGCAAAGCCUAAAGGUCUGCGCCAUUCUACAGCUUUACGGUAGCAGGUAUAAAGUACUAGUGUACUCGUGUAUAGCACUGUGUGGUACUGUAUUACCGGUAGGUAUAUCAAGGGGAGGGGGAUACCUAGAGUAGAUGCACGUCAAGUUUAAGAAAGGUACUCUGGAGUUGAGUACAUACCACGACCCUCCUCCUCUACUACAUACGGUGCAUACAUACUUGGCCUCCAGGAGAUGGAGGUCUCGCGGGCGGGUGGGGGGAG